CAGAAUCCUCAACCCUCUUUUCUUUUUCAUCUCAUCACCUCCGUUUCCCCACUCCUAUUAUCUCUCUCACACACACAUAGUUACUCACCUUCGUUGCCCCAGGUGAUUGCAGCGUUGCCACCAUCACCAACACUGCCGUCGAUCAAUUUUCUUAGAAAAAAACAAAAUUUUGAGUCCAAGGUACACAAAAACAAUCCAUCAUCCCUUCUGAAAAGGCUGCGUCUCGGUCGAUGGCUGCGUCCAAGUCGGAUAUCAGGAAGUGGUUUAUGAAAAAACAUGACAAGGACAAUGGCAAUCCGUCGAAGCCUGCAAAACCUGAGCCUAAAGCUUCACAAUCAGGGAAACCUUCUCCAGCUACUGUGCAGCAGGAGAAACCUGUGCAUGGAGGCCAAGAAAGUUCUUGCAGAAGGAAGACUAGCAAGUAUUUUCAAAAGCCUAAAGAUGAGAAGGAAAUGGAAGAACUCCCAGCUAAAAGAAAGACCCAGAAGGGUACUGAGGAAUCAUUGAACCCCCCACCUUCCAAAAAAAUUCGCAGAGUUGUCGAUGAUGAUGAUGACGACUUUGUCUUGCAUAAAAGUGAUGACGAGAAAGUUGAUAAAGAUACAGAACCUCCUAUUAAAUCUGGUGGAAGGGGUCGUGGUGGAAGAGGUGCAUUGGUAACACCAACUGGUGGAAGAGGCAGAGGUGGUGGACGUGGUGGAUUUAUGAAUUUUGGAGAAAGGAAGGAUCCUCCACACAAAGGAGAAAAGGAAGUCCCUGAAGGUGCUUCUGAUUGUUUGGCUGGUUUGACAUUUGUAAUUAGUGGAACCCUUGACAGUUUGGAAAGGGAAGAAGCAGAGAAUCUGAUCAAGCGCCAUGGUGGUCGUGUUACUGGAUCAGUUAGCAAAAAAACAAAUUUUCUUUUAUGUGAUGAAGAUAUUGGGGGCAAGAAGUCUGCUAAGGCCAAAGAGCUGGGCACUGGCUUUCUUACCGAGGAUGGACUGUUUGAUAUGAUCCGUGCAUCAAAUCAUGCAAAAGCACCUGCACGAGGGGAACCAAAAAAGUCUUUGGAUAAGGUUGUGUUGGCAACACCAAAGAAAAGUCCUCAGAAAGUGGAAAAGAAAGUGGAUCAAGUGGUCAACUCUUCAGGAAAACGCACGGUUUUGGUAGCUACCACUCCUAAGCAUAUAGAUCAAACUAUUGGACAUGCUUCGUUGACAUGGACUGAAAAAUAUAAGCCAAAGGUUCCAAAUGAUAUCAUUGGGAAUCAGUCACUGGUUAAACAGCUUCAUGAAUGGUUGGCACAUUGGAAUGAGCAAUUUCUUCAUACUGGCACUAAGGGAAAAGGGAAAAAGCAGAAUGAUUCUGGUGCUAAAAAAGCUGUACUGUUAAGUGGAACACCUGGUAUAGGAAAGACUACAUCAGCAAAGUUGGUUAGUCAGAUGCUGGGUUUCCAGGCAAUUGAGGUAAAUGCCAGUGAUAAUCGUGGAAAGGCUGAUGCCAAAAUUGAUAAAGGAAUUGGUGGAAGCAAUGCAAAUUCUAUAAAGGAACUCGUCAGUAAUGAAGCUUUGGGUGCUAACAUGGAUAGGUCAAAGCAUCCAAAGACUGUGCUGAUUAUGGAUGAGGUUGAUGGGAUGUCUGCUGGAGAUAGAGGGGGAGUGGCUGAUCUUAUUGCUAGCAUCAAGAUUUCCAAAAUUCCCAUCAUCUGCAUUUGUAAUGAUCGCUACAGUCAGAAACUAAAAAGUCUAGUGAACUACUGUUUGCUUCUUAGCUUCCGAAAACCUACAAAACAACAGAUGGCAAAGAGGUUAUUGCAAGUUGCAAAUGCAGAAGGCCUUCAAGUCAAUGAGAUUGCCCUUGAGGAACUUGCAGAAAGAGUUAAUGGAGAUAUGCGCAUGGCACUAAACCAGUUGCAGUACAUGAGCCUCUCCAUGUCAGUCAUUAAAUAUGAUGAUGUAAGGCAGCGGCUUCUGAGCAGUGCAAAAGAUGAAGAUAUUUCACCAUUUGUGGCUGUUGAUAAGCUGUUUGGUUUUAAUGGGGGAAAGCUGAGAAUGGAUGAGCGGAUUGAGCUCAGCAUGAGUGACCCUGAUCUAGUUCCACUUCUUAUUCAGGAAAACUAUAUCAAUUAUAGGCCAACUUUGGCUGGUAAGGAUGACAAUGGGGUGAAACGGAUGAGCUUGCUUGCUCGUGCUGCUGAGUCUAUUGGUGAUGGGGAUAUAAUUAAUGUACAGAUUCGAAGAUAUCGACAGUGGCAACUCUCUCAAGCUGGCUCCUUUGCAUCCUGUAUAACUCCCGCUGCACUCUUGCAUGGGCAAAGGGAGACACUUGAACAGGGAGAACGCAAUUUUAAUAGAUUUGGUGGCUGGCUGGGAAAAAACUCAACAAUGGGAAAAAAUAAGAGACUCUUGGAGGAUCUGCAUGUUCAUCUUCUUGCUUCUCGUGAAUCUAAUUCUGGAAGGGGAACCUUGCGAAUUGAUUACCUUACUCUAAUUCUGAAACGGUUGACUGAUCCACUACGCAUGCUGCCUAAGGAUGAUGCUGUUCAGAAAGUUGUGGAGUUCAUGGAUUUAUACUCUAUAAGUCAGGAGGACUUUGAUACUAUUGUGGAGUUAUCUAAAUUUCAGGGGCACCCAAGUCCGCUGGAGGGCAUACAGCCAGCUGUCAAGUCAGCUUUAACAAAGGCUUACAAUAAAGGAAGUAGCUCUCGCUUGGUGCGUGCAGCUGAUUUAAUCACACUUCCUGGAAUCAAAAAGGCCCCCAAGAAGCGAAUUGCUGCAAUUCUAGAGCCAGUAGAUGAUGAAUUGGCAAGAGAGAAUGGUGAUGCAUUGGCGGAAAGUGAAGAAGAAAACACUUCAGACACAGAUGACAUGGACACUGCUAAUGGUGAUAAGAAGCUGCCAGUGAAUCUCCAGAAUCUCAACUCUAAAGGAAUUAAAGUAGAACUAGACUUAAAAGGUGCUGGGAGUUCUAGUGCCAAGAAAACACCAGCAAGCAGAGGAAGAGGAGGAGGUUCUGCAUCCACAGAGAAGAAAGGGGGCAGAGGCUCAGGGGCUGCUGGUGCCAAGAGAAAGAGGUAGAGAGUUAGGGAUGAAAGCGCACGAGUAAUAGUUUUGAAAGUUGUUUAGGAACAUUGUACAUAGUGUCCACCACAGUAUUUGAUUUUGGGCUACUUGGGGAGGGUUUGCAGUAGGAUGGUGGAUGCUUCUUGCUAUUAUUUUUGUGCACUCAGAGGCUGCUAUUUUAGGAUGGUGUGAACUUUUGGACCAAUCUUUUUGAGUAUAUUAUGAAUCUUAA
Molecule: messenger RNA, 3273 nt
Organism: Vitis riparia (riverbank grape)
Lineage: Eukaryota; Viridiplantae; Streptophyta; Magnoliopsida; Vitales; Vitaceae
Product: replication factor C subunit 1
Exons: 22
Coding region: 231-3056 (941 amino acids)
Biological process (GO): DNA repair; DNA replication
Cellular component (GO): nucleus; DNA replication factor C complex
Molecular function (GO): ATP hydrolysis activity; DNA binding; ATP binding
Source: RefSeq, a predicted model, not a curated record